AUGUCGGAUUUGAAUAAAAAGUUAAAAUUAUCACUUGCUAUCGUCAAGUCUGAAGAAGGCCUCGGUAUCGAGUAUGAUGAAAAUGUCAUCUGUGAUGUUUGCCGAUCUCCCGAUUCGGAAGAUGGCAAUGAGAUGGUAUUUUGUGACUCAUGCAACAUUUGCGUGCAUCAGGCCUGCUACGGUAUCACCGUUAUUCCAGACGGUCAAUGGCUUUGUAGGCCGUGCGGAGACGGUGUUAGGCCUAGCUGUGUGCUGUGUCCCAACCUUGGCGGUGCCAUGAAAUGCACGCCAUCGGGUCACAAGUGGGCACACGUGAGCUGUGUGUUAUGGAUACCCGAGGUCUCCAUCGGCUGCGCGGAGAUUAUGGAACCUAUUACUAAGAUAUCUUCCAUUCCAGCCUCCCGCUGGUCUCUCGUUUGUGUUUUGUGUCGUAAUCGCAAAGGAGCUUGUAUUCAGUGUUCCGUAAAGACUUGUAAAACGGCAUACCAUGUUACUUGUGCAUUCAAACAUGGUUUAGAAAUGCGAGCUAUUAUUGAGGACGAAAACGCGGAUGAUGGUGUAAAAUUACGUUCCUAUUGCCAAAAGCAUAGUGUUAAUUCAAAGAAAGAAAAGUGCCCAGGUUCAGGUCAGGAGGAGGAGGAUGAGUUGAAACGAAAGCGUAGGAAAGAUAUGACGUCGGAGGAAAAGACGCAAGCUCGAGCCGCUCGCUUGCAUGAGAUUGAGAGGGAGUUCGAUAAGCACGUCAGUGUUAAGGAUAUUAGUACACAUCUCCUGGACGUCGAUCAGGACGCCAUCAAUUACAUUUACAACUAUUGGAAGUUGAAAAGACGAGCAGGGCACAAUCGUCCCUUGCUGCCACCAAAAUCAGACGACACCGAGGUGUUAACGCACCGACAGGAACAAGCCGACAUUGACAAGCUCAAGAUGUUCGUGCAGCUCAGACAAGAUCUGGAGAGGGUCCGUAAUCUAUGCUAUAUGGUGAGCAGAAGGGAGAAGCUCUCCCGCUCAUUCUUUCGGAUGAGAGAGCAAACAUUUCACAAACAAGUGGCUGUGUUGUCAGAGGCCGGCGAUAUUCCUGAACAGGAAUUAUCUGCAAUCAUUGAGGCUAAUCACGGACCGUCAAUCUAUGACAAAUUAUAUUCUCAUGAUAACGCCAAGGAUCAUAAGAAUGAUUUUGAUCAAGUAUUGGCCCGAAUCGCACCGGCAGAAUCUGGUGACGAGAAGAAGAAGGAUCGUAAUGGACUAGUAAAAGGUUCGAAGUCUUCAAAUCCGUACAAGAAACAUUACGUAAACGGGUCACGACGCAGUGGCAGUAUGUACAGCGGGCUCUCAAGUGAGGAGAGUGGGACAGAAAUGGCGCGACCUGGUAGGUUCCGAGGCAAAGCUAUCGGGUCUAGCACAGAUGAUGAAGGCAAAAGAGCUGGAGCCUCGCCAAAGAAAAAGGUGUCUCCUAAAAUUAAAGGUAAAAGAUCUCCUAAGAAAACUGAAAGGAAGAAAAAGAAGGUUCCACAAUCUAAAGCUCUCAUUGAGAGUAGCAGUGAUGAAUCUAUGAAUUCCAGAAUAAAGAAGGAUCGAUCUCGCAGCAAGACGUUGCAACAAAUGGAAAAGGAGAUGACUGCUGGAAAGAUGGGUCAGUCCGGCACAGACAGCGACGAUCUCAUGCCGAUUAGACCGACCAUGAGGAACAAUAAGUUCCCUAUUGACAUAUACUCCGAUAGUAGUGAAGACAACAAAGCCGAUAUUAUGACAGAUCAAGUUAAAACAGAGAAAAUUAGAUCUGAUAAAGAAAAACCGGAUAAACUUAAAGUUGAAAAGUCACCUAGUGGAAAUGAUUCACAGCAAUCCUUACCGAGAACAAAGGCGGCUAUGAAAGAAUUCAUACCUACUCAACCUGAAAAGAAACCUACUACUAAUCCUGCUCCAGAAGAAAAUAAACCGGUACAGAAAAAGAGGGGCAGGAAACCUUCUAACAAAGACAAAAAGGUGCCACCUACCAAAAUAGAAUCCGAUGAUGAAGCUAAAAAUAAAGAAAAUAUUAAAUUUUCUAAACAAAAAGACCAUCCAACGGAUCUUAUUGUUCCCCAAAGGCAAGCAGCAAAGAAAGCCUCAGAAAACAUGCGGACGUCAACCACAGUGGUGAAGAAAGAUGAACAGGUUCCUGAACAACGAGACCAAAAGCAAUCGAGCGGUGACGAUUUGAAACCGAAACCUUUAGUCAAGCCCUCGAAGAAUAAAGGAAAAGAAAUUAAGGAUGCACAGUCUUCUUCUAAAGUUAGAAAGAAGUCUAAGGAGGUCGAGAAGGAACCAAUUUCAUACGUGCCGCAAAGACAAGCCGCUAAGAAGGCAGCUGCACAUAUUAAGAGUGGUUUGGGUACCAAAGUGCCUCCCACAGAGAAUGAUACUGACAAAAAGAAAGAUGACAAAUCGGAAAUCAAGUCACCCAAAAAAGAAAAAGAUGACACUAAAAGUUCCAAACCCACUCAGAAGGAAAGUUCUAGUUCUUCUUCCAAUUCAAGCAGUAGCAGUUAUUCGUCCUCAUCUAGUUCUGAGGAUGAACCAGAAAAACCCAGUAUUAAACCGACAGCCAAAGCGCGCGAGAUUAAACCGGCCAAUACGACACGGCAGCCGUCAAUGUUCUCGCCACCCGGCACUAGACCUACAGUGGACUUGCCCUUUCUCGACAGGGUGUCAAGACCGCUGUCUUCGACUAGUGCCUCGAGUGAUUCUGACAGCUCUAAGGCGUCAGACGGGUCCCGAUCUGGAAGCCCAUAUCCUAAGAGGCCAAGGCGAAGGCGUAAAGUUAAAAGUGUGUCCAAUGAUGCGUCCCCACGCAAGGCGCCGCCAGAUAAGAAGCUUAAAACUUCCGAACGGCGGUCCGAGUGUAGGGUACCAUCACCGACUCCUGAAGGAGAGGAACUUAGCCGACCCAGUGAUGCGCGCUCUGCCACACGUGCUCGGACCAGAAGCACUACUUCAGUCGGAAAUAUGCCUAAUAAGUCUGAUGCCCGAUCUAGAAAACCAUCCAAAGACGACACCCUUACCGCUGGACCCAAUAAAACCCCCAAAGAGAGUAGCCAGUCCAGUGAACUUCCAACUGAGGAACGGAAAGAGGACGAGGCGGUAAAAAUCAAGGAAGAUGUAAACGAGGAUAUAAAGGAAGUGCAUACUGUUGAUGUUCCUAAAAAUAACGUUAAGAGUAAGACUAACAAACUCAAACGACGUAGCGAAUCUAAUGAUGAUAAAGACAAAAUCAAUAAGACUAUUGAAGUUGAAGUUCCACCACUGCAUAAAGUAAGCCCGAAAAAGAGUGCCGAGCCUAAACAAAAGUCGUCCAUAAGCAGACGAAUGAGUGUCAAAGAAACUGCGUCAAAAGAUCGGGUACCAAGCAAUGAUUUACGAGAACCAGCUAAGAAAGAUCGAAGGCCCAGUGUAGCUCAUAACAUUGCUGAGUCAGAGCGGACCUCAGGGUCACCUAAAAAGAAGACUAGCCAAUCGAAAAUUGAAAUAGAGUUACUGCCGAUUGAUAGUAAAAAUCCUCUACACCUUAAUACUGACUAUGGCAAUGACGAUAAACAUUGGCUUCCCAAGGCUCCGAGUCCGAAUGCCAUUCCACCACAGGUAGAAAAGCCUGGAGGAAAUGAAAAGUACAUUGAUGACAAAUCUAUGGAUUCUGAUUUUGCCGAUAAGAGUAGCGUCAAAAUGAUAGCUAAAAUUCAAGCUAAUCUUAAUGAAAAUACUAUGAUCAAGUCACCUAAGACGCCGAUGGACGCGAGAACAAUAAGUAUUGAACACAUUGAUACAGUUGAAAGCGUCGCACGGAACAUGAGAAAACAUUCAGCUGAAAAGAAGUUCAUCACGCAAGAUACCAGCCACGUGCAAGGUGUUGAAAUAUCUAAGAGCGCUAAGAUACCUUCCACUGCGAACCCCUAUCCUAAUAGGUCCAUGUUCUCGCCGCAAUCAAAAGAGAGUGAAUUCUUAGAUUUUGGUAUGAUGGCUGUCGAUGAUGGAUUUAACCAUGACGAUAUUAUAAAACCGUUUGCAACUUAUCCUGAAUUCUUUUUCAAAGAAGAUUCCAAGCAAGGAGUGCAGGAAACUCUUAACUUGGUGGAUCGUCUUAGAAUUAGACUGAGCACGAAGAAAGUGCCGCCUGAGAACCCUGAUCAAGAGGAGCCUAUAGUGGUCACUGAAGAAAAUGAGCAUAAAGAUAACGAUAUCGCUUGCAAUCUGGUAAAGGCCGAUGACGAGAAGAAUAGUUCGCCUUCUAAGAAACUUAUUGCUGAAAGACCAGUGGAACAUUCGCCACCCAAAGAAUUGACACAUCACAAUGUUAACCAUGUCUCCUCACGUAUUUCUUCAUCUAUUGAAAGAGAUUUACCUUCGGGAGAUGCUGCUAUGGAUGCUAAAGAAUUCCAACCUAUUGCCAUGACAAGCAACGAAAAAUGGUCUAGCGUGCCACUAUCUGUCUCACAAUUAGACUCACAAGACAGCCAGUCUGCCAAUGAUCGCAAAUAUGACAAUUCUAACUCAUACGAUGACACCAAGGAGCCUAUAAACAUGCAGUCCGAUGUACAGUCUGUUACAGAAGAAACAGCUGACAAUAUGUCAGUAUCUAAACAAAGCGAUGAUUCGCAACCUUUAUCUGUCGUUGACCAUUCUGUGCAUAGCAACGACGUGGAGCUACCUCACGAUAAUCAGAACUAUGACAAUAAUGAGAUGAUACACUCGGACUGUGCUACUAUAUCAUCGCCGCAGUAUGUGAGCCAAGAGAAAUGGCGUGAAAGCAAGAUAACUACGAGACGAUCGUCGGCCUCUAGCACUAAUUCCGAAGCUUCUAUACACUCUCAUAAAAACGCUUUGAAGUCACGUUUGACCGUAAGUGAUCUACGUUCAGGUAAUGUAAUUCCUGAAAUAGAUACGUAUCCACCUAUCCCGGCGUACUCGCGGCCUGUCGAGCCUUCAAUGCCACUGAAUCAGUACACGACGUAUCCUGCUGAAGCCUCACCGUUCCUAAGUUCUUUGCCUCUGUUUGCCGGCACAUCGGCGCUGCCCCUACCGUCUCCCGGGCCCGGCCUCUACAGUGCCAUUCCAUACACGUCCACGCCACCGUUACCUCUCAAACCGGCCUUCUACAGUGCUGCCUUCACAUCUUCCUCACAGAAUAUUGCACUGACUACAGCUAUGAUUGCUCCACCGACACCAAAGCCGUUAGACUCACCGCGAGACGACAUCGAUGUGACUGGAAGUGAUAAGUUUAUACACGUUGUAUCCAGUCCAAGUAUUAGCGUUGAUUCCUAUGAUACUAAUAGCACUAGAACAGGAACUAAGAUGUCAAAUGACAACAGCAACGAAACCAUGACAACUCUCAUUCCACCGGAUUCCAGAUCCCCACCAAAACUAAGCAAAGUUACUAAGUUUCCGAGCAAGUCACCGGGGAAAAGCCCUGGUAUAUCGCCUAAACAGAGUGAUGUACCAAAAGGUACCAAGCGUCCCAGCAACCGCAGCAACAGAAGCCAAAGAGGGCGUGGGCGCUCUAAGAGUCGGGGGCAAGGAUUCCCCGUUGACUACAUGGGCAACUCAAUUCAAAGCAAAUUGGUUGGCACAGUUUACGACUUUGAUGAAGAAAUCGCCAACGAUGGCGUUGAUCUAAAAGCGCUUCGCGAUAAACGAAAAUCUAUUGAUCUUCGAGACGAUAGAAAAUCUGAACAUUCAUAUAAGGACACAUCACAAUCACCUCGCGUCUUAACUCCUCCGCCAAGUAAAAAACCUCCGACGUCUGAUAGUAAACCGCCUCAUUCUCCUGAGCCUGUAGAUGCCAACUCGUCUCCCACGUGCUCUGAGCGCGGGGCAGGGUUCUCACAAGUAGCGCCGGUCUUGCCCGGGCCUGUUGAUAUGCGCACGUAUCAACCUUUUGAAAAUCCUGCGCCUGCGACAGAAAACGCGUACCACUUGUUGGCAUUUGCCAGCGGCACUGCUGAACAGCAAUUGCCUGAAAUUGAUGAAGAGGUCGAAAAGCAAUUGCAUUCCGAAUUGAUGGCAAGUAAUCCCCAGACCGGUUCACCGAGUCGCCAACCGCCUGAACCUAUAGUUCUUCCUAAAGAAACUUUUGUUCCACAGCUACCGAAGGUCUCAUUAUCGGACUCCAGAAACCAAUUGAAGGUCAAAAUCAAGGGACCAUUUUUGGAUGCAAAUUAUUCAGCGAGCUGUUCGCAGCCGGUGGCACCACCGCCGCCUGCGCCCAUAAAUGAUCCAAGCACUAGUAUGAACAACACACCCAACGCCGCGGCCGUCGCGGCGGCUUCCAACAUCAUGUCCGGGUCCACUAACCUGCGACGCAUGCGCAAGAAGGAGUUGCUGCGUCAGUACUGGACCCAGGACAUGAAUAUGGACGAACCGUCCAAUAACAUGUCCGUCGGCCCAGUACCACCACCUGCUGUUCAACCACAAAUAAACCGAACAGUCAUUACCAUUCCUAAAGCAGUCGCGUCUAUGACUAGUAUUCCGACUCGAGAGGACUAUAAGAACGACAGCCCAGUGGAAAAGAAGACUAAACGUAAAACUACGAGCGGUCUGUCGAGAGAAUUGAGACAUCUGGAAGUGAGCAUGAAUGAUGAUAUUGACCCAUCAGACGAUGUAAAACUAUCCACAAUAGCCGGCUCGUCGGGUCCACCUGCACACAAGCGUCGUGCACGCGCGUCAGCUAGCAAACCAACGCGACCGGUCGCCCCUGCUGAACCAGUUGCGCCGAAACUGAAGAUUAAGAUUGGCUCCAACACUGUGCAACAGGUCCCAGCUUCUAACACUGUAACUAGUGAGGAGCCAGGAGGCUCAACUAUCUAUCGCCCUCCCAAAAAGCGACACUUGGCUCACAAACCUAGCUUGGAAGACCUUAAACGGGAAAGCAUGAAGUAUCGUAAGAUGGUAAUGGCUGAUUUUGAAGAAGAUGAAAAGACUGCUAAAACCAAGCCGAAAAGUGAUAAAAGUGAGAAACGUAAAAGGAAAAAGGACAAAAAAGUGGAAAAACUGCAAGUGGUAAACAGUGAAAGUGAUAGUGCAAAGUUGGUAAUAAAAAUAAAGCGUGCUAAGGAGGAGGAGGCAGGCGGAGCUCGCGCGGGUUCGCAGUCGACGAGCGCGGCGGCUGAAGGCGCGGCGCCGGAGCCCGCCAUCGACCCCUUCGAGUACGACCCGUCGGCGCCCGACCCGCUCGCCAUCGACCCGCCCUCCUACUCCGAGGCCACGUCUGCCAUGCGCAAGGUGCGCACGGACAAAGUGACGCCAAUCCGGUUAAAACUGGCGCGCAGCUCCGAGGGCUCUGGUUACGUGAUGAAGGAGCCGGUGGAGGGCGCGGACUCGCGGUCCGCGCUGCCCGUCAACAACAAUAAACAUUGUGAAGUGAGGUGAUAUAAGCCGCGCGCUGCCCGAAGUGUCAAGCGUAACAAGGACAAACAUAAGGACAAAAAACAUCGUAAGACCGUACAUUUUAAGCUUAAGAGUAAAAAUCGUGGAAGAAAGGCUAAAAAUAAAAAGAAGUAAGGGCAAGGACUAAGUGAACUAUGUUACAAUAGAACAAGUAUAAAAUCUCCUGUAUAGUUAAACUAAAUACUGAUAUUGUCUGUAUAUUUUUACAACAGUUUUAUCUCUAUCAUGGUGUAGUUUAUUAUUACAUAUUAUUAUAUUAUUUAUUUGUAUAAACGGAAAGCUCAAUGAUUAACUUAAAGUUAUUCUAAGGUAUAUAAUAUUGUGCAUCAUGCUGUGCACAAGUAAAUCUUAUUAUAGUAUAGCAUAUAUAUUUUUGUUAAUGUUACUGUUUUACUUUGUGCCUCAUAUGGAAUCUCAUUAAUUUUCAUGAAUUAAUUGUGUAAUUUUUGAAAAUAAGUUAUGUAUUUAAUUAUAAACAUUUCACAAUCAUCACAUACAUUCAUUAGCGUAUCCAUAGCAAUUACACAAUACAGCAAUCAAUAUGUACAUCCAAAUUUCAGUAUUCCGGUUCUAGUGCAGUGAACUUCAUUGCGCUUCUCUGUCUGAGAGUCAAUACUGUAGGAGUUCUGGCCAGGUUGUAGGUGAACAUUAUAGAGCCAGACUUCUUCCAAUGUACAGAGAGAAACGAUUCUCAGGCAACUUAAUGGUUGUUAAACAAAGUUGUUGGUAGACACAAUUGUCGGCAAAAUUACACGAAACUAAUCAAAUUAUGGUUCACAUUUAACCAAAGAUUGACUACAAAUGUUACUGCACGCAAAUAUGGGCAUUAAUUCUGAUAAUUUAUAAAUUUCUCAUGAUUCUUCCAACACUUUAAGGAACUUACCGAACCCAAACUACAAUAUACACACCUGCUUACAUUGAUCUCUGUUCUGCUGAUUUUACGAGUAGUCACAAACCUUAGGCAGUAAAAAGUACAAGUAAAAUAUGAAAUAAAAAUAACCUGAGAGUAAAAUAAGCAGAACGUGAGACAAAUAAGUAAAUGAGAGCUGUGUGCCAUUAAAAUGACAAUAUCUGUGUAACGUUCUAAUGCCAUCUGAUGUUAGCGCUGUUCUUAUUGAUGUAGAAUAAUAUUGUACACAAAUCUGAGAUGAGCUAAUGAAGUCAAAUGUUGUAAUUUACUGACAGUGGCCCGUCACAUCGACCACGCACUCACCAUGGUACAACAGUUUACCGUAUUAUUCAGAAACCGUUUAUAAACCUAUUUAACUAGUGUACUAUCUUCAUUUUCAUCAUUCAAAGUCAAUUACUAAGAUUUUACCUUAGUGAAACAGGUUUAUACAUAGUAUACGAAAAUGUUAUUUUUUGUUCAAAUAAAUGUACUCAUAGAAUCAAUUUAUGAACGCAUAUUGCGUAGACAAAUAUAGUUGUGUUUUUGUUUGCGCAUUUUCUAGGUGUUCAUUGUUGUUAGUAAGAAAAAGUGCAAUCGAAAAGGCAACAUGUUGAAGGGCUGUUCACUAACAUGGUGUACAUACAUACAUACAUAACUUCACGCCUGUCUCCCAUGGGGGUAG
Molecule: messenger RNA, 8987 nt
Organism: Spodoptera littoralis (African cotton leafworm)
Lineage: Eukaryota; Metazoa; Arthropoda; Insecta; Lepidoptera; Noctuidae
Source: the annotation of a GenBank genome assembly